UGACGCACCAGUAAGAGGCGGAGCUACACGGAGGGGCGAAGCUUCCACGUCACUCUCCAGAAACGAAAGUUAAGUUGGUCAGAGAGACAGACGCGCUGCAGUGAAGACAAGUCUCCGUGUUUCUGAGAGAAAAGUCAAAGUGACGUCAUCAGGUGUUCCUCAGCAACACAGCAGAGUCUCUUGAGAACACAGGUGAGUACAGCUGGUCACAUUUACACCUUCAACAAGCAGGAAGAACACACAACGCACAUGGCUUCUGCAAACUAUGGUCCAUCUGAAGAUCAGUUCCUGUGCUCCAUCUGUCUGGAUGUGUUCACUGAUCCAGUCUCCACACCAUGUGGACACAACUUCUGCAUGAACUGCAUCAAUGAACACUGGAACACCAGCGACCAGAACCUGUGUCCAAUGUGUAAGGAGGAAUUCACCACCAGACCUGAUUUGAGGGUCAACACCUUCAUCACUGAGAUGAUUGUUCAGUUCAGACAGUCCACUCAGCAGAAAGCCAGCAGCAGCAGCUCAGAGCAACCAGGAGAAGUUCCCUGUGACGUCUGCACUGGAACCAAAGUGAAGGCCCUCAAGUCCUGCCUGGUGUGUCUGGCCUCCUACUGUGAGACUCACCUGGAGCCUCAUCUGACAGCUUCACGCCUGAAGAGACAUCAGCUGAUGGACCCUGUGGAGAACCUGGAAGGCAGGAUGUGUACGAAGCACGAUAAACCUCUGGAGCUGUUCUGUAAGAGCGACCAGACGUGUGCCUGCAUGCUCUGCACUGUUUUAGACCACAAGAACCAUGAGUAUGUUCCUCUGGAAGAAGAAUAUGAAGAAAAGAAGGUUGAGCUGAAGAAGACAGAGACUGAAAUCCAGCAGAUGAUCCAGAAGAGAAGACUGAAGAUUCAGGAGAUCAAACACUCAGUGGACCUCAGUGAGGAAAAUGCAGGCAGAGAGAAAGCAGAAGGUGUUCAGGUCUUCACUGAUCUGAUGGAGUCUGUUGGAAGAGGCUUGAAGGAGCUCCUCAAAACAAUAGAAGAGAAGCAGGCAACCACAAAGAAACAGGCUGAAGCUUUCAUCAGAGAGCUGGACCAGGAAAUCUCUGAGCUGAUGAAGAGGAGCGCUGAGGUGGAGCAGUUCUCUCUCUCUGAAGACCACCUCCAUCUUCUCCAGUCCUUAAACAUCCAUCAGCCACCACCCACCAAGGACUGGACAGAGGUCCGUGUUUGUCCUUCAUAUGAGGGGACUGUGGUGAGAGCUGUGUCUCAGCUGGAGGAGACACUCAGUGAAAAGAUGAAGGUGUGGUUUGCUGAAGCUGAGCUGAAGAAGGUCCAGAUGUUUGCAGUGGAUGUGACUCUUGAUCCUGAAACAGCUCAUCCUCAACUCAUCCUGUCUGCGGAUCGGAAACAAGUGAAACAUGGUGAUGUGAAGAAGAAUCUCCCAAACAACCCAAAGAGAUUUUCUUCUUACUGUGUUGUAACAAAGCAGAGUUUCUCUUCAGGCAGAUUCUACUUUGAGGUUCAGGUUGAAGGAAAGACUGAGUGGUUUUUAGGAGUGAUCAGAGAGUCUGUCGACAGGAAGGAAAUCAUCUCACGGAGUCCUCAGAAUGGUUCCUGGAUUCUAUGUUUGACAAAUGGAAAUGAAUACACAGCUCUUGAUGAUCCUCGAGUUGUUCUCUCUGUGAAGUCUGGUCCUCAGAAGGUGGGGGUGUUUGUGGACUAUGAGGAGGGUGUGGUCUCCUUUUAUGACGUAGAAGCUGCAGCUCUCAUCUACUCCUUCACUGGCUGCUCCUUCACUGAGAAACUCUUCCCGUACUUUGGUCCUGGUUUUAAAGAUUAUGCUCCUCUGAUCAUCUCUCUUGCUGAACUUUGAGUAAAUUAACAAAUUUUAUCUGAUGUGCAGCCUGAACUUAUUGUUGAACAUUUAAUAUUUUCAUAAACGCCUCUUACCUUUCCAUUGUGUUCACAGAAUACACUUUGUGUUAUUGUUGUUGCAUUAAAGGUCAAUGGACAAAGUGAAUUAAUAACAGAUGCAAAUGUCCUUUUGGUGAGAACAUUGUUUGAAUAAUUUAAAGUCAAAUUGGCAAAUUUGGAUUUGUUUAGUGAAUAUUUGUAAUAUGACUUAAAAUAAAGAUAAGUCCUAAUCAACGACAAAUGUACAUUUCUUUUUUUAAGUUACUUUUGCCUUAUAAAUAACUUGAAUUGAUCACUCAACAGAAAUGACACAUGAGUUAUUUAUUAAUCUCUACAACAAUUCAUACAAAUACAUGUUAAUUCAUUAAAAACUUAAUGUUCAAAAUACAAUUACUAAUGCAGGAUGGACUCUAAAUACCCAACGGGGAGGACAGAAGGACUCGUGGAGGUCCACACGGAGGACAAAGAGACGUGUCCCCUACCUGGCUGAUGCUGGGCAGUUUGGUGAGCAGCAUCUGGAAGACGGGUGGAGGCAGAGUCUGCUGCAGCACCUGCAGCAGCUGCUGAGGCUGACCACACACGGCGAUGGCGUUGGUCAGGUGGUCUACGCCUUUCUGGUGGUCUCCUGAGGAGCACAAGGACGCGAGGUGAAGACGCAUGUCCUCAAUGGGCUUCUUACAGCUUAGUCACUUCUCAUUUUCAGUGAUGUUCCAAUGGAAGCCGUCUACGUUCUUCUUUUAGAACAAACUUCUUAUUUAACCCUUGUGUGGUGUUCAGGUCUGUGGGACUGACUGAACAUUUCAGUCCUUCAAAACUUCUAACAGCUGACUUUUCUCUUUUCUCUCUUUGUACAAUGUUCAUGCAGAGAAGUAAUUCAUCUGUUUUAUUCCAUUAAAUAGCUACUUUAGUGGAAGCCCAUUUCCACCAGUAAAAAAAAAAAAGAUUAUGAGAUCAAGAUGAAUAAUAAUAAACAAAACGAGAGAAAAUAAGAAAAAUAAGAAAAAAUAUUUGCAUUUGCAUGGGUGUAUAUGAGGUUUGUGUCUAUAUGUGCGUGUGUAUGUGCACAUCUACACAUGGGUAUGUGAGUAUAUGUGUAUGUUUAUUGAUGACAAUGGAUGGUGGAUUUUUUUUACAAAAAAAAGAAUAGUUACAAGUAUGAGAUCAAAAGUCAUUGAAGAAAUGAAGCAUGGCAUAGUUUUUAAAGUGUUUUUAUUUAUUUUCAGAUUCAGAUUCAAAUCUGAAAAA
Pungitius pungitius (ninespine stickleback) is the source of this 3143-nucleotide messenger RNA. RefSeq names its product E3 ubiquitin-protein ligase TRIM39-like. Gene Ontology annotation, molecular function: zinc ion binding; protein binding. The transcript is spliced from 2 exons. The record is from RefSeq and is a predicted model, not a curated record. NCBI's taxonomy places the organism in Eukaryota, Metazoa, Chordata, Actinopteri, Perciformes, Gasterosteidae. Bases 250 to 1857 code for a protein of 535 amino acids.